UACCAAAACGUUCUAGCCACUGCAUUAUUUAACCCUGACCCAGUCUUCUUCCCUACAGUCACUGAUACAGUCACUGAGGAACCAUGGGACUUCUUACCUUUAUUGCUCUCACAGCAGCUGGAGCAGGGGGAGCGGUGGUUUUUGCUCCAGUUGUCCUAGGAGUUGUAGGGUUUACCGCCGCUGGCAUCGCCGCAAACUCCCUUGCAGCCGGCAUGAUGGCAUCGGCAGCCUCUGCAAGUGGUGGCGGUGUGUUGGCUGGAAGCACCGUUGCCGUUCUGCAGUCGGCAGGUGCAGCAGGGUUAGCUGGGUCUACAGCCGCAGUGGUGGCUAGUGUUGGAGGAACAGUGGGAUGGCUCACCGCUGCAGCAGCUGCACUCAUCUGAUGAUCCAAACAUUGAUGAUUGAUAGCUGUCUUGGGACAGCUCUCUUGUCAAAGAGAUGUUUAAUCUCAGAGAUCACCUAUUUAAAUAGCGAAUACAUGUAAACACUUGAUAACAUGGUGAAGGAAUGCUUUGUGUUAAAAGGUUUAAUAUUGAAGUUCAUAUCUGCCAUAUUGUGUGCAAUGAAGGCAAAUGAUGACUGACUUGUUCUGUUUGUACAUCUUGGUAAGAUGCACUUUAUUAUGUUCUUUCAAGCCCAGAGCUUUUAUAUACCUUACUUUUUACUUUUUCAUAUUUCAGUUGAAUACCUUAUUUAUCUCAAUAAAAGGUCAGGUGUUGCCAGAUAUAUUGUAAA
Messenger RNA from Coregonus clupeaformis (lake whitefish), 735 nucleotides. RefSeq names its product interferon alpha-inducible protein 27-like protein 2A. The coding region runs from base 84 to 383 and encodes 99 amino acids. Gene Ontology annotation, cellular component: membrane; mitochondrion. Gene Ontology annotation, biological process: apoptotic signaling pathway. The transcript is spliced from 4 exons. Lineage: Eukaryota; Metazoa; Chordata; Actinopteri; Salmoniformes; Salmonidae. The record is from RefSeq and is a predicted model, not a curated record.